Recurvomyces mirabilis is the source of this 1878-nucleotide messenger RNA. RefSeq names its product TTAGGG repeat binding factor (gene TBF1). Bases 1 to 1878 code for a protein of 625 amino acids. The record is from RefSeq and is a predicted model, not a curated record. NCBI's taxonomy places the organism in Eukaryota, Fungi, Ascomycota, Dothideomycetes, Mycosphaerellales, Teratosphaeriaceae. Gene Ontology annotation, molecular function: protein homodimerization activity; double-stranded telomeric DNA binding. The transcript has 2 exons. Gene Ontology annotation, biological process: telomere maintenance via telomere lengthening.
AUGACGAACCACAAGCGGCGGCGCACAGAUGACUACGACCAAACGACAUGGCAGGACUCGGCAUUAUUAUCACAGACUAUAGGGCAACCGACCUUCUCCGCCUUGCAGAUUAGGGCAGACUCGAACAGUGGCCCCGAAAAAUCAAGGACGGAUUUUGGCGAGACGACCACCUGCAUUUCCGGUGAUGCGUCCGCGAGCUCUGCCCUGAAUAAUAAUGCACAGUGGACCUCUGGAGCUUCGUCGUACCCGGAUGUGGCGUCCUAUUCGCAACCCUACUUUUACCAGCAGACGGAUCCGAGUAUCUAUACCUCGCCAUGGCCGCCUGUCCAAAGCAAUAUCUAUUCUCAUAGCAACAAUACUGGUCUGAACACCGACGUGGCUACUAACAUGCCUCUAUUCCCAACUAGUAGUGGGAUCGAGUCGAUGCCCAAUGAUCCGACCACAACGGAUAUGCAGGAUGUGCUGCAGAACGACUCGCUUGUACAGUACUCCUAUGGCGACGCUCAGUCUGGCGACACAUCCGCUGCCAAUGGUCCUUUCUAUCUCGAAGACGCAAGUAUGCAUCUAAAGCUCCAGAGCGUCUCCAUUUUAGACGACUUGGCCACCCAACUCAUCCAAACAAUCGCCAAAGCAAACUAUGCCCACAUCCAAGACCUCAUGACGGGAACCGACACAGAAGAAGGCCAAGCCUACACCACCCUCAAAUCCUUCUUCGACCAAACCCGCAAAGUCUACAGCCGCGAAACAGCGUUCAUCGACGCCCUCGCCAUCCAAAUGUUCCAGCCGAGCCAGCAAGAAAGCAUCCGCAAAGCCAACAUCGCCACCUUCAUCUCCAGCAUCCUCGGCGCCCACGACGUGAGUUUCUUCCACCUGAACGAGUACUUCAUGGAGACGUUCGUGCCGUCGGGUCAUCGACUGCUGAAGUGGCAAGGGGCGAUAUAUCUGGAGAUGAAAACCCAGACGUAUAUCUCCGCGCUGAUGAACAGUGAUGGGAAACCGGACGCUAUGCUGGAUGAGCUGUUUCCGAACGAUCUGGAUGCGCUGAUCUUGACCCGUCAUCCGGAUGCGCCGAGCCUAUCGCCCAGUGAGCAGGAUUUUAUUGAUAGGUGUCGAGCGCGGAAGAAUUAUUUGCUGGCUGAGCCGAUUGAGGAGGCGGUGCGGGAGCUGCCGAGGAAGUAUCAGUGGAGUGAUUUUGUCCGGGAGUUCGCUUCGUGUAUCUGUAAGAAUGUGGAUGGGAUUAUGAAUCUUCCGGCUCGGUCACAGGGUGGUGUCUCGAAGGCGAAUGGACACGGACACGGACACGGUCACGAUACCCUCGUCGGCGCACAAGGGUUGAAGGGAAGUAGUCAUCGCGCCGUCGGAGCAUCCGCUGCCCCGCCUUCCCUUCCACACCAAACAAGCUCGAACAAUGAGAAACGAACAACAACCACCACCACCUCUUCAACAACAACAACCACAUCAUCAUCAACAACCCGCCAACCCUGGACCAAACCCGAAGAAUCCGCCCUCCUCACCGGCCUGACCCAAGUCUCCGGUCCCCACUGGUCCCAGAUCCUCGCCCUCUACGGCCGCGGCGGAUCCGUGAGUGAAGUGCUCAAAGAUCGGAAUCAAGUGCAGUUGAAGGACAAGGCGAGGAAUUUGAAAUUGUGGUAUUUGAAGAUGGGGAGGGAGGUUCCGGUGGCGCUUAGGGGGGUUACGGGGGAGUUGUGGAAGAGGGGGGGGGCGAGGAUCAGGGCGGCGAUGGGGGAGGGGGGUGAGGAUGAGGUUCAGGGGGAUGAGAGGGAGGGGGAGGGGAUGGCGGAGGGGGAGAAUGUGGAUCCGAGUCUUGGGUUGGCUGGGGCGGUGGGGAAGGGGAGGAGGAAGAAGGGAAGAAAGUGA